Molecule: messenger RNA, 5674 nt
Organism: Pangasianodon hypophthalmus (striped catfish)
Lineage: Eukaryota; Metazoa; Chordata; Actinopteri; Siluriformes; Pangasiidae
Gene: kirrel1b
Product: kirre like nephrin family adhesion molecule 1b
Exons: 15
Coding region: 370-2748 (792 amino acids)
Biological process (GO): cell-cell adhesion
Cellular component (GO): cell-cell junction
Molecular function (GO): cell adhesion molecule binding
Source: RefSeq, a predicted model, not a curated record
CCGCUAGACUCUGACUGGCGCUGUUGCCCUCCAAAUUAAAUUGAUAUUUGCAAUUGCAGGAGAGGGAGAGAAGAGAGUGUUCUGUUUCGAGGGCUUGUUUCGUUAAUGAUGGAGUGAAUGAAACCAAAAGCGACAGAGCUACAGGAGACUGCACACACACACGCGCGCGCGCGCGCACACAGACACACACAAUGGGACGGGGAGCCACACGCAGCACGGUGAACUGGAGAGUCAUGUGCAGGGACACGCUUUGUGUUGUCAUUAUUUAAAUGAUCACAGAUCGGACAGUGGGAACCUGAGGGAGAUGAAUUGACGUUUUUUUGUAGCAGCGGUGGGACGGACGGGUUUGUACCGGCGCGCCUCACAGCCAUGGCAUGGUUUUGCAUCUUAACUUUGGCCGUCGGUGUUCACGUGAACAAAGUGCUGGCUGGGCCACGCUUCUCUCAGGAGCCAGCAGAUCAGUCGGUGGUGUUGGGGGAGCGGGUUGUACUCUCCUGUGUGGUGUUUAACUACACGGGCAUCGUCCAGUGGACCAAAGACGGACUCGCUCUAGGCAUUGGAGAGGACCUGAGGGCAUGGCCACGUUAUCGUGUAUUAAGGAUCAUUGACGUGGGUCAGUAUAACCUGGAGAUUUCGUCAGCCGAGCUCUCGGAUGAUUCUCUGUAUGAGUGUCAAGCCACUGAAGCAGCUCUCCGAUCCAGAAGAGCCAAACUCACUGUCCUCAUUCCCCCAGAUGAUCCAGUGAUAGAAGGUGCUCCAGAGAUUUUGUUGACAGCAGGAAUCUCGUACAACCUGACAUGUGUGUCCCGAGGGGCCAAACCACUCUCGACCAUAGAGUGGUAUAAAGAUGGAGUUAUAGUGGAAGGAGCUCAUACUAGCACUGAGGUUUUGCCUGACAGGAAGCGAGUAACCACACGCAGUUUCCUGCCUAUUCAGCCUGUAGACACAGACACUGGACACAACUUCACCUGUGUCUCCUCCAAUCUGGCUGUGCCACUGGGCAAACGAGCCAGUGUCACACUCAACGUACACCAUGCUCCCACAGUUUUAUUAUCGAUCGAGCCUCGUUCAGUUCUAGAGGGAGAGAGAGUAACAUUUACAUGCCAAGCUACAGCCAACCCUCCUAUCAUGGGCUACAGGUGGGCUAAAGGUGGAGUAAUCCUGGAGGGAGCGAGGGAGAGUGUGUUCGUAACUACAGCUGAUCACUCGUUCUUCACUGAGCCUGUUUCCUGCCAGGUGUUCAACGCUGUGGGCAGCACCAACGUCAGCAUAUUGGUGGAUGUACACUUUGGUCCAAUCCUGGUAGUGGAACCGAGGCCUGUAACGGUGGAUGUGGACUCUGAUGUAACACUGAACUGUAAAUGGGCAGGAAAUCCUCCUCUUACACUCACCUGGACAAAAAAGGGCUCCAGUAUGGUUCUCAGUAAUAAUAAUCAGUUGUAUUUGAAGUCAGUGAGUCAGGCUGAUGCAGGACAGUAUGUGUGUAAAGCCAUCGUACCCAGGAUUGGGGUUGGGGAGACAGAGGUCACACUCACAGUCAAUGGUCCGCCAAUUAUUUCAAGUGAACCAGUUCAGUAUGCUGUAAGAGGUGAGAAGGGUGAGAUCAAAUGCUACAUUGCGAGCACACCUCCUCCUGACAAAAUUGUGUGGGCCUGGAAGGAGAAUGUGUGGGAGAAAGAUAGAGGCACUCUGUCAGAGAGAUACACAGUAGAGCAGAGCAAGCCAGCAUCAGAAGGGGGUGCUGUGCUCUCCACCCUCACCAUCAAUAAUGUGAUAGAGUCAGACUUUCAAUCCACAUACAACUGCACGGCCUGGAACUCAUUUGGACCAGGCACCAUGAUCAUCACACUGGCAGAGACAGAUAUUGUCCCUGUGGGUAUAAUAGCUGGUGGGACAGUCGGAUCCUCCAUCCUGCUUGUUCUCUUCUUGCUCGCCCUGGCCUUCUACCUCUACCGCCAGCGAAAAGCCAGUCGUCGAGGGGUUGCACUGAAGCCUGACAUCAAGGUCGAGACAGUCAACAAGGAGACACCCAGCCUAGAAGAAGAUACUGCAGGUGUCUCUACAGCAUCUCGCAUGUUUCUUCCCUCUGUCUCCCUCUCUCCCUCCACUCAGCCUUUCAAAGACGACACGGACCUGAAGCAGGACACUCGCAGUGAAACACUGGAGACCAAGGAGGAGUACGAGCUGAAGGACCCAACAAAUGGCUAUUACAACGUGCGAGCAACGACCCAUGAAGAAGGACGUACCACGGCCCGCUACCAGGAAUUCCGCCCACCCAACCCAUCCUCAGUCUCCACUUCUGCAGCAGGCUCAGCACCCAGUAUUAAUCCUGCUCCUAUUGGUCGCUAUGAACCGCGCCCACCAUCUCGGAUUACUCACAACACUUACGCCCACUUCAGCACCAUCGCCAGGACCAAACAAAGCCAGGGUCCACCCAAAGCAGCGCUUCAGACCACAGAUUAUUCCAGAGAAUGUGGCCUGCUUGAAUCAACCAAUCAGCUCACUUAUGACACAUAUGGAUACCAAACCACGGCACAAUACGCUCAGUAUAGGCUUGGCUUUGCUCCACCGCUUGAGGAAGGACCAGCGUAUGAGAUGUAUCCAACAGGACAGGGGGUGGGGCCAAAUCAAGGGGUAGGGCCAGACGCUGGACUGGGGAAGUACGGGAGCUCAACACGUUUCUCCUAUUCGUCUCCACCCACAGAAUACUCUCAGAGACACACGCAGAGGAUGCAGACACAUGUAUGAGAGUGUAACAGGACACUGAUACACACACACAUACAUUUACUGAGGACUUACAAUUGUGGUUAAUCAAAAUCUAGAUUCACAGAUUAGUGUAGCUAUCUCACAGACACACACACACACACACACACACGCACGCACGUGCACACACAUUGUAUUUUGUACUAUCAUGUCUUCAUUUUGUGCCAUCACUAUAAUGCCAAACCAAGAUUAAGUAUGAAAUGCAAAGAUAAAAUAUAAAAAGGGUGGAGGGACACAUUCAUAACUUCUAUAUAUUCCGUUCUCCAUUCUCCCCUUACCCCUGUUUCACUUCUCCUGUCAUCAUAUGUAAAUAUACCCGAAAGAAGUGUCAACAGACACAAGGAGUGUUUCCUGAAGUUGAUAACUGCCCUGGUAUAACAAGCACGAUAGCUGAUAAGAAGCAAUAGGUUUGUCCAUUUAAGGGGACGUUGUGACCCGACUGUUUCCUGUUGGAAUCUGCAGAUGGCACCAGAGGUUGUUGGGAAAUUUCUCCAGCCUCAGUUAACACAGUCUGUGCCAUUAGAUAAUAUGAAGAACAGUGUAUGUGUGUAAAGUGUAUGCUCUUCAGUGCAAAGUCUCAUUGGUGUCAUACCUGCAGGAGUUGCAGAAUGUCAUUAGAUAUGAAAUAAUCAGACAGUAAGAUUUUUGCUUGUAGCAAAAGAGUGACUCUUUCCACUGUUGGUGGCAGCCCAUAAAAUGGUGAUGGAAGUCUAUAUAAUUUAUAGUCAUUUUGUCUUAGCAGUACAUCAAUAACUGGCAGCUAUUGCAAAAAUUGCAUUUUAUAGAAACUCCUACUGGUGGAUUUCUUGGUGUUUCCAAGUCCCAAGUGUGAUAGAUUUGGUCCAAAUUGCAGAUGAAGACCAUCUUAUUCCAGCUAUAUGAAUACAUUAAGAACAGCAUUUGCACUGCCCUUUUUGUGAAGGGAUUUGUGUAAAAAGCUACAACUGUGCAGUACUCAAUGUCUGGGCCUGAAAACACAGAAUUACAUAAACUUAGAGGAAACACUGCACGUGUGUGAGCAACAGCUUAGCUUCCCUUGUUCUGGAAAGGCAGAUAAAACUUUUCUAAGCCUGUAUUCAUAAACCUUUGUGACUGCACUUUUUGUAAUUUUGGUACCAAUGCAUUAGAAAAUGUAUAACUCUUUAUAAUACCUCAUAAAGCUUUAAGGAAAUGAAUUCUAGUACUUUAUUAAUGAAUUAAACAUGUUGUAAUAUAAACAACACUGUUCAUAAUAAUGCCAUGGUUCACAGCAUUACUGCCCCGAAUGACUGUGCUGUGCACCUUUAAUAUUUAUUAAGAAGUAUUAAACAAUAGGACUAUUAUAAGUUGUCAAGUGCAGAUCAGCUAAACAUUAUUUCUAUUAUUUAUAUUACAAGUUUAAAGCUGCUAUAGACCAUGUACAUAGGCAUAUUAAUUCAGUUUAAAUAUUUGUCAUUACAAAGCAUUACCUUACCAAAAUUACAAAUAAUAAUAAGUACGGUCAUAAAGCUGUAUACAUUCAGGCUUUAUAUAAAGUGUUACUGAAAAAAAAAAUGUCCAAGAUGCUUUUUCAUACCUGGUACUCAAAAAGUACCAAAAAAGAAGAAAAAGCAGAAGAGGUGAAGGCCUCCCUUCCAUAAAACCUAAAUUGUUUGAUACUUUUUAUGUGUAUGUGUGAGUGAGCACACAAACUCAUAAAUGUGGGGAUGUUCCAGAGGGAACAAUUGAACCUUUUCUAUUUGUACAGUCCUCUUGUCCUACAUCACAUAUUUGCCCCUGCAAAGUAGAAGAGCGCUUUUUCCACAUUUGUAUCUGAACUUAGAACAUGGCAUUUGAAAGCAUUUUUAUAUAUUUUUAUACAAAAGAAAAAAGAAGACAGACUAACAGUUCAGAAAAUGUGUGGAAAGGCAUUUGUUUCCAAGUCGUUGUUGAUGUGAGUAAUUUGUACUUUUACAGUUCCAUUACCAGACGGUGUCCACUGGGAAAAAAAAAAAAAUUACCCAUGUUUAUUUUGAACAUUGAAUAAAUACCCACUAUUAGCUUAUUUAAAACAUUAAAUGUAGCUACAUUACAGUGUGCCAUUACUUCUUCUCUCCAGAUUGGUGACUUAAUAUUUCUUUAUGCCAUUAUUUGUGCCCAUUUUGUACCGUCUGAAUGAAAGAUGCAAAUGAAACAUGCAAAAAUAUAACUAGGCAAGGUUUUAUCCAUACACAUUAUAUAGAUAUUAAUCAGUGAUGUGUUUCCUGAUGCACAUUGUUUAGGUGGAAUUUUAAAAACUGUCUUCCCAUUCGAUUGUCAUUGAAGGACAGAUUUGCUAAACAGGGUGAAGGCUUUCAAAUUUAGCAAAUAAUUGGCUUCAAGAAGUGAAAAAGCCCUGCUAUUUCCCACCUUGUUCCUGGUGUUGCUGGGAUUGGCGCCAGACCCACCACGAUCCCACUCAGAAUAUAGUGGUUACUGAAGAUGAAGGAAUGAAUGAAUGAAGUGAAUAAUUCAACUGAAAUUCCUUUUAGUAGGAACUUCUGGUUAGCAUUGAAAUGAUACAAUAAAUUCACUCUCUUUAGCAGUACAAAAUACCACUUUGUAUUUAAUGCUACAGACAUGAAAGUAGAUAUCACAUUAUCAGUCAGUCUCUCUCAUCUCCACAAGUAUAAUGGAUGAUCAGUGAAUGAAUGUGCAGUACUCUCUGUGGAUGUGUGUCAUAGCGUGAAUAUCACCCACUCACCCAAUUACUGUAUCUAUCUUACUCCUGUUAUAAAAGCCUAUUUAGUAUUAUUGUGUUUAUAUUGGGUCUUGUACUUGUGAAUUUCAUAAUUUUAUUCAUCUUUUAAAUGUGUACAAAAAUCAAAAAUUUAUAUUAUUCAUAUUUGUCUUAUUCCCUAAUCUUAUUUUACACAAGAUUUUUUAUUGUGUGAUUAUUUUUCCAUAUUACUGA